UAUUAACCAAACAUGAAGUAAAAAUAUUGAUAUUAGACAAAGGAGUAAAAGAAUUUAUAUACAAACUGGUCGCGCAACCACGAAAGCCUAGUUGUUUUAUAUGGGCCUCCCCCGAAAACUAUUCCUUGCACAGUGAUUUUAUGGAUGGUGGGCAGUGACGGCGACGGCGGAGGAAGGCGGCAGCAGAACUUCAAUUUGUUAUCUCUAUACGCAGGCAGAUGGAAUUGAGGCCAGAAACUUUAAUCCCUGCCGAAUGAUUAUCCACGGGUGCGUCGGCAGCGGAACCCUAAACUGCUUCUUCUCGAUAUCGGCAACACGAAAUUUUAGUUUCCUUGUAAGGAAAGGAUUCGGAUAAUCAGAAUCCCGCCACCUCUUCCUCACCGCCACCGUGUUUGUUUUCUUAUCCCGUCUUAUCUUCCUUUGUUAUCGUAUGAUUGAAUUAGUGUAGGAAUUUUGUGUAUUUUCUGUCAAUUCAUUCAUUAUUUGUAACAUUAGCCAAUAAUAGUGAUAUUAGGUGUUGGAAUUAUGUCAAUAAGAACGGAAAAUCCAGUUCUGGGUGAGGAUGAGGUGGUGGGAUUCUGGUCGGAGUUCCCCGAAGACGUUAUAGUGGAGAUACUCUGCCGGUUGCCGGCAGAAGAUUUAAUUGCACUGAAAUCUGUGUCCAAAGAUUGGAACUUUGUGAUCUCCAGAUUCUGUAUUCCUAAGCUUUGCCCCCCCCACCCUUGUGCUCCGUUCUGGGGUUUCAUCUGUUUUGAAGAACCACUUCCUCCUAGUUUUUUUCAAGAAGGCCACGAGUGCAGCUUGGAUAAAUAUUUGGAACAUCACUUCAUAAGUCUGUGCAGAUUCAGGAAAGGAAAGUUUCUACGAAGAUUGGCAGGCAAUGGUUUGAAAAUGGAGCGCCGGAUUUCGGCUUUGCUGCAAGAAGUAAAGGAGGGGGAGCAUGAUGCUUCGGAUAUUCGAGAUUGUUGCAAUGGACUCCUACUUUUAGCCUCCAACUCACAGUAUUAUGUAGCUAAUCCUGUCACAAAACAGCGGUUUUGGGUCCCCAAAAGCAGUCGCCAGCAUCACAACAUCGACCUGAAAACAAUUCAUUCCUCAUUAGUUUUUGAUCCUUCAGUUUCCCUUAGCUUUAAGAUUGUCAGCUGCAUUUGUCCGGCUGUAGACGCCACACCUAGUAGGCCAAUGGAAUUGGACGUUUUCUGUUCCAAGACUGGAGAAUGGUACAGCCAUGUUCUCCCUCUUGAGCCCCACAGUCUUUACGGCUUUGAGUGGCUUCGGCGUUCUGUUUACUUCAAACAGGCUUUGUAUUCUCUGUCUUUGGCUAUGUACUUGGUAUGCAUUGAUAACCUUUUCCCGAGAAGUGGCACUAGUAUAAAUAAGGAUUGUGGUUCUGAGUUAGAAGCCUGGGCCAUUGAGCUCCCUGAUAAAGAUUUGAUGCCAAAAGAGCUGCUUCCACACUCUUGUGGGUGCAUUGGGUUCUCCUCUGCGUGUUUCUACUACUCGAAUCGUGAUGUUGAAGGUUCUUCCAUGUUGGUUUGGAUGCUGGUAUUGAAAGGGAAAAGUUCUGAAUGGAUUUUGAUCCACACCAUCAGCAUUGCUGAUGACCUUGUUAACGGUUUCGGCAGCUUUGAACGUGCGAAGCAUUGGAAAAAAUUUGAUUGCUUUAGACCUCGUGCAUUUUUCUCAAAUGAUGAUGCAAUUGUUGUUGCAGCUCCAAAACUCCUCAUCACCUAUUACAUAAAGAUUAAGAUGAUUGAUGAGUGUCAUGUACCUGGUCUCUAUAGGUGUAACAGAGACGCGCUGCAUUUGGAUGGACAUUGUAUCUUGCCAUUCUCGCCAUGCCUGCUGUUAUUUAAUACUAUUGCAAAGGAGAAUCUUCGAGAGUAAAUUGCUGUUGUGCUUGUCUGUUGUUAGUAUUUCUGCGCAAACAUUUAAAUAAAGGUUGUAUUUUUAUGUACGAGAAUACUUUAUUAUUAUUUUUUUUUUUUCAGAUAUUCUCUUUGUGUGUAGCCACUGAACAUAUUACUUUUAACCUUAAUAGAGCCAACUUGGCUUUUGUCUGUUUAUGGUAUCAUGACUUACAUCAGCAUGCUUUUUUCUUGUUCUUUUCCCCCCUUCUUUGGCAUUAUUGCAGCUCGUGCUGAAGUAUUUUUAACUUCCUGUAGAAGUUAUGUGUUUGCAGAUAUUUGGUAUGGUUCAGGGUGCAAGGAUUGUGGAAGCUUAUUCAUGGAAUUCGAGGCUUAAAUUUAGCAAAUUACUUUAGUUUGUUGGUGGUAGCGGUACUUCUUGGGGUGGUGAUAGUGUUCAUAUAUCUCGGGAGCUAUAGUAAAAGUGAACGAUGAAAGAAUAAACAGAAGAGCUGUAGGAUAGAGUCGCUGGGAUUGACUGAACCCAACAGAAGGUCUUUAGGAUAGAAUCACAGGGAUUAACUGAACCUCCUCUUUCCAAUGAAACAUUUGUGUUCUCAUUUGGCCUUCUUUUAUACCAGUGGAGGAAGGAGGGUAUUCUUGUUUUCUGUUGGAAAAGAGUAUGUAGGAACAAAACAGAAACUGAAGUCAAUUUGAAAUAUACCAAUGUACUAUUUUGUUCAGAGCUUUUAUGCAUUUACACAUGCAGAAUAGGCUCUACGAACUGUCGCUACAUUUGGAGGUUAUUUACAUGUUAGUCUUGCAUAUUCUUUUGUUGUCGUCCUGUUUGAGAGCUCUUUUUCUGGACCCAAGGUCAUAUUCCUUCUUCAUUAGUCGACCAAAGAAUGUAGCUUUGAACAAGAAUUUGAAUUUUGUAGAUGGUGUGUCAAUGUUGUAAAGCUAUCUAAAUGCAAAUCUAAAUUACAGAUGAGCUUCAGUUUGUAUACUGGAGGACAAAUGGCUGACAAUGUUGUAGAUAGCG
This is a messenger RNA of Oldenlandia corymbosa var. corymbosa, 2889 nucleotides long. The record is from the annotation of a GenBank genome assembly. Lineage: Eukaryota; Viridiplantae; Streptophyta; Magnoliopsida; Gentianales; Rubiaceae.